This is a messenger RNA of Saprolegnia diclina VS20, 2865 nucleotides long. RefSeq lists its product as hypothetical. Gene Ontology annotation, biological process: peptidyl-lysine monomethylation. Gene Ontology annotation, molecular function: protein-lysine N-methyltransferase activity. Bases 28 to 2865 code for a protein of 945 amino acids. Lineage: Eukaryota; Oomycota; Saprolegniomycetes; Saprolegniales; Saprolegniaceae. The transcript has 19 exons. The record is from RefSeq and is a predicted model, not a curated record.
GAAACGCCACGUCGUCCGUACAUUCCAAUGGAUCGCACCGCGCUGCUGCACCGAAAUAAGGGCCGCGCACGCUACCACGCGCUCUGGACGUACGUGGCUGCCGCCGUGGCCAUCGCGGUCGCCUACUACGGUCCGCUCUAUGGCCUUGGCACGAGCCUACCCAGCCGCAUUGACGCCUUUGAGGCGUGGUUCCGCGCCCACGGCGGCCUCGCGACGCACGUGCGUCUUGCGCCGUUCGAGGGGAUGGGCCUCGGCCUCCAAGCCACCGCCACGAUCCAUGCCAACGACCAAGUGCUCUUCGUGCCCAGCGACAUCAUCAUCGGUCGCGACGUGGCCUUGAACGCGCUGCCGAAAGCGAUGCGAAAGAAAGUGACCGCCCUGUCUUCCGACAACGACGUGCUCGCGACCUUCUUGGUCUACGAAAAGCUCAAGGGGCCAAAGUCCAAGUGGGCGCCGUACCUUGCGGUUUUACCGACCGAAAUUGCGCUGCCCAUGGAAGCGCCGGACGCUGCGCUACUCGAGUUGCAGGAUCCCGGUCUUGUCCAGACCAUUCGCGCACGCCAAGCCGCCCUCCGCGCCAGCUUUGCGACGCUCGAGUCGACGCUGGCGCGCUUCUUCGCGCCGUUCGGGACACUACCGACGCUCGAGCUCCACACGUGGGCGCAUGCAGUGCUGUCGUCCCGCGCCCUCACAAUCUCGGGGCGCCGCCUCCUCGUGCCCUUUGCCGACAUGUUUAACGGCAAGCCGCACGAGGUCGCGCGGGCGGCCCGGGGCGGCGCACACUUUCUGGACUUUCACCGCUUGGAGAAGGACGGCAUGUACAUUUUGGCCGACCGCGCUGUUGGCCCACUCGACCAGCUCUUUGAAGACUAUGGCGACAGUCCGAAUCACAUUUACUUUGUGCACCACGGCUUUCUCAUGGACGCCAACCCAUUCGACUGCGUGCACGUCCUUCUGCCGCUAUCGGCGCUACCGCCGUCCUUGCAGGCGCCAUUUCGCCGGCUCUUGUACAGCGAUGAGAUCGUCGACGACAUGCUCCAAGCGUGCUUUACGCCCACCGCCACAACAACGAGUGCAGUCGCCAGCGCCUACCUCCAGCUCGUAGUCUUGAGCGAAAACGAAGCGACGCGCUGCGUGACGCAGCUCGCGUCCUGUGCCAACGUCCACGUGGACGUGCCCACGCUGCUAGGUCGGGACACCAAGUACGCCGAGUGGCUCCUCGCUCACAUCCAUAAGCAAGUCGCGGCAUCGCCGACGCAGCUCCAAGACGACUUGGCGCUCCUGAGCGAUGGCAGCGCGCCGUACCCCCACUUCGUCGCGUACCGAGCGCGCCAAAAGCAACUUUUGCUGCGUUUGCAAGCGCAUUUGACGCAGCUGCCGCCAGUUGCGCAUGUACCGGCGCCGAAAAAGUCGCUCCAAAUCCCGAUUGCCACGACCGCUGUCGCCGCGCGCCUCGCCCGCUUCCACGAGUGGGUCACCUCGUUUGACGUUCCGUCGCUCAAGAUCCGCGUGCAGUACAGCGGUCCGCUGCUCGGGUUUGGUGCGUUUGCCACCGACGACAUUGGCCUCGAUGAGAUCUAUGUGGCGAUCCCACCGCUCAUGCUCAUGGACGUGGCUUCGGCCAUGCGCUGCACUGUGCUCGGACCCGUCUUUCGAUCGCUCUAUUCGUCGACGGGCAGCCGCGAUCCAAUGCACGAGCUGCUGCUGCAUGUCAUGCACGAACGCUACGUGCUUGGCGACGCGUCCGCGUGGUUUCCGUACUUGGAUCUCUUGCCAGCGCUCAAUGAGGUGCCCGCGACACCUCUCUUUUACACCGAGGCCGAGCUGGCGCUUUUGGAGGGUACUGACCUUGGCGGCCUCGUACUAGCGUAUCGCGACCAAGUGACCAAGAGCUACGACGCCAUUCGACGCGUCUUCCCGAGAGACGUCUUUUCUUUGGCUGCGUACACGCACACGCGGUUUCUCCUGGACACGCGGAGCAUCUGGUGGGGUGGCGAGCGUCACUUGGUGCCGAUCUUGGACAUGGUCAACUGCUUGGGCGAGGGCCCGGUCCAUUCGACGGUCCUUGAAAGCGGCGUCUCGGCCGUCGCGCCAACCGAGGCGUUUGCGUCGACGCGGGCCAAGACGGCGUUCGCAGCCGGCGCCCAAGUGUUUGAAAACUACGGCCAGCCCAAUUGGAUCUACCUCUUGUACCAUGGCUUUGUCCUCGAGAAGAACCCGUCCGACUGUCUCCACGUCAUCCUCAACUUUGCAUCCCUCACUACCGUUGACGCCAACGUGCAAAAGCGCAUGGCAUCGCGGCUGCAGACGCUGGGCGUCGCGUCGCCGGCCGCCGAGUUUUGCCUCCAGCUCACCGACGAAAUCCCCAAAUCGCUCCUGACGGUGGCCGCCAUGUAUACCACAUCGAGCGUGGCGCGGGGCGUCUCGCUCGAAGCGCAGUGGCAAGCGCUGCAUGACGUGCUUUCCCAGAAGCGGAGCGUACUCGCGGCCAAGCUCCAAGUGCCAGAAGCCGACUAUGGACGGCGCGGCAAUGGGCGGCGCAACGAAGCCACGAUCCGGCGCUACCUCGAAAGCCAACUGCAUCUCCUAGAUAGACGUCUUGAUGAGCUCACGAUGAAGCUAAGCGAACCGCUCAUGGUCGUGGAGCAGCGCUCAUGGCUGCGCCUGUCCAUCUUCCCCGACAUGUUCUGGGGCCUCCUCAGCAUCAUCCAGCUCUUCUUCUCGACCUUCUUUGGCGGGGCGCCUGACACCAAGUACUCGUCCAGUCGCCGCGGUGGAGGCGGCGGCGGUGGCGGUCCCGGCGGUCCACGACGCCCAAUCGGUCGCCUUCAACCCAGCACGUGCGUCCCAGCUGGCGGCGGCUGA